AUGUCCCAGGGCACGGCAGGAGGAGAGAGAGCGCUCCAGGUGCUGCCGGAGGGGAAGGAGAGACAGAGGAAAAGGAGGCGGAAGGAGAGUAAGACGCGGCUGGUGCACUCCAACUUACUGUUACCUGAGGCCGAAGCAGAGAAAUCCAAGAGGACGGUUCUGGCCAGCAACCGUCUUAAGACCACCAAGUACACUGUGCUCUCCUUCCUGCCCAAGAACCUCUUUGAGCAGUUCCACCGCUUGGCCAAUGUCUACUUUGUGUUCAUCGCACUCCUCAACUUUGUGCCAGCUGUUAAUGCUUUCCAGCCGGAGCUGGCUUUGGCCCCUGUUCUCUUCAUCUUGGCGGUCACUGCCAUCAAGGACUUGUGGGAGGAUUACAGCCGUUACCUCUCUGACAAAGAAAUCAAUCACAUGGAGUGUCUGGUGUACAGCAGAAAUGAGAAGAAAUAUAUAAGCCGAUAUUGGAAGGAAGUGAAAGUUGGAGACUUUGUGCAGCUUCGCUGUAAUGAAAUUAUACCUGCUGACAUAUUGCUGCUCUCCUCAAGUGAUCCUGAUGGGCUAUGCCACAUAGAAACAGCUAACCUGGAUGGUGAAACUAACUUAAAACAAAGACAAGUGGUGAGGAGGUUCUUAGAGCUGGACUCAGAAUUCGACCCCUUGAAGUUCACCAGUGUCAUUGAAUGCGAGAAUCCAAACAAUGACUUAAGUAGGUUUCAAGGUUACAUUGUACAUAAAAGCGGAAAAAAGGAUGGACUGUUCAAAGAAAAUCUUUUGUUACGUGGAUGUACUGUUAGAAAUACAGAAGAGGUUGCAGGAAUAGUGAUCUAUGCAGGCCACGAGACCAAAGCUUUGUUAAAUAAUAAUGGACCCCGUUACAAACGCAGUAAGCUUGAAAGACAGAUGAAUGCUGAUGUCCUUUGGUGUGUCCUCAUACUUCUAGUCAUGUGUCUUUUUUCUGCCAUUGGUCAUGGCCUAUGGGUAUGGCAAUAUGGGGAGAAGAAGAAGCCAAUUUUUGAUGUUCCAGGACCUGACGGCAAAUAUUUGUCUCCUGUUUUAGCUUCAGUAUAUUUAUUUCUAACAGUGAUCAUAGUUUUCCAGGUUAUGAUUCCAAUUUCUUUGUAUGUAUCCAUUGAAAUAGUUAAAAUCUGCCAGGUAUACUUUAUUCACCAAGAUAAAGAUUUAUAUGAUGAAGAAACAGACUCUCAGCUGCAGUGCCGAGCUUUAAACAUCACAGAAGACUUAGGUCAGGUGCAGUUUAUCUUUUCAGACAAGACUGGGACACUUACUGAAAACAAGAUGGUUUUCCGAAGAUGCACUGUAUCUGGAAUAGAGUAUUCCCAUGAUGAUAAUGCCAAACGCUUGGCAAUGUACCAAGAACCUGAUUCUGAGGAAGACGAGGCAGCCCCAAAAGGAGGGACUCUAUCCCAGCGUGAUAGUAUCUGCAGCCAUCAGAGCAUCAAAGUAAUCCACAGAGGCCAGAGUACCAAAACCCACCGGCGCACAGGUAGCAGAGCUGAAGCAAAAAGAGCGAGCAUACUCUCAAAGCACACUGCAUUCAGUAGCCCAAUGGAGAAGGACAUCACACCUGAUCCAAGUUUGUUAGAAAAAGUGAAUGAAUGUGCAAAGCAUCUGGAGAUCAUGAGGAGCCAUGAACAGCCAUUAUCCCAUCUGAGUCCAGAACUAUGUGAUAUUUUUGACUUCUUCAUUGCUCUGACUAUAUGUAAUACAGUCGUGGUUACUGCACCAAAUCAGCCCCGACAGAAGGUUAGAGAUCGAUUUGAACUAAAAUCUCCAGUAAAAACCAUAGAAGAUUUCAUACGAAGAUUCACUCCAAGUCGCUUGACCUCUGGAUCUAACAGCAGCAGUUCAUCUAGUCUAGCUACAAGCAAAUCAAUGCACAAGUUUGGUUUAAGUGUGCUUUCAUCUACAUCUACGGAUAGCACUCUGUUAAAACUGGAAGAGAAGCUGGCAUACUCUGCACAGAUGAAUAACAAUGGCUACAGCUCCCAGCAAGGCCGGACAGCUGUCGGGAGUGGACCUGAGGAAGGAGAACUCCGUUAUGAAGCAGAGAGUCCAGAUGAAGCUGCUCUUGUCUAUGCAGCAAGGGCAUAUAACUGUUCUCUGGUCGGAAGGCUGUCUGACCAGGUAUCAGUGGAGCUACCUCACCUGGGAACAUUAAGCUUUGAAGUGUUACAUACAUUGGGCUUUGAUUCCAUCAGGAAGAGGAUGUCAGUAGUGGUCAGACAUCCUCUCACAGGUGAAAUAAAUGUUUACACUAAAGGAGCAGAUUCAGUUGUUAUGGAUCUUCUUCUGCCCUGCUCUUCAGAUGACCCUCGGGGCAAACAUCAAAAAAAAAUCCAAAGCAAAACCCAGAAUUUCCUUAAUCUUUAUGCUGUAGAUGGGCUGCGGACCCUCUGUAUUGCAAAAAGAGUUCUCAGCAAGGAAGAGUAUGCCUGUUGGUUAAAAAGUCAUUUAGAAGCUGAAUCCUCUAUUGAAAAUCGUGAUGAACUUCUGUUUCAGUCAGCACUGCGGAUAGAGAAGAAUCUGCAUCUGCUAGGUGCAACUGGCAUUGAAGACCGUUUACAGGAUGGUGUUCCAGAAACCAUUGCAAACUUGCGCAAAGCUGGGUUGCAGAUUUGGGUACUUACUGGAGACAAGCAAGAAACAGCUGUUAAUAUUGCUUAUGCCUGCAAGCUACUGGAUCAUGAUGAAGAAAUCAUUACUUUGAAUGCUGAAUCACUAGAGACAUGUGCUGCCUUGCUGGAACAGUGUCUGCAAUGCAUAGAGUCUAAAUUUUCAAACAACACAGUAGAUGAAGCUACUGGAAACAUGACUGUUGGGUUCACCCCUCUCUAUCCACCUUCUUCCCCUGUGCUUUCCAGCUUGGGCCUAGUGAUUGAUGGAAGGACUCUAGCUUACGCCCUGGAACCUACACUAGAAGAUAAAUUUCUUUCACUAGCCAAGCGAUGCCGUUCAGUACUGUGCUGUCGUGCUACCCCACUCCAGAAGAGCAUGGUAGUGAGAUUAGUCAGAGACAAACUCAAAGCAAUGACCUUGGCAAUAGGUGAUGGUGCUAAUGAUGUCAGCAUGAUCCAAGUGGCCGAUGUUGGUGUGGGGAUCUCUGGUCAAGAAGGCAUGCAGGCGGUGAUGGCAAGUGACUUUGCAAUUCCAAGGUUCCGGCACUUGGAGAAACUCUUGCUCGUUCAUGGCCACUGGUGUUAUUCCCGACUCGCCAACAUGGUGCUGUAUUUCUUCUACAAAAAUGCUAUGUUUGUGGCUCUUCUCUUCUGGUACCAGUUCUACUGUGGAUUCUCUGGAUCAUCAAUGGUUGAUCAAUGGUAUCUCAUCUUCUUUAAUUUGCUCUUCUCUUCUCUUCCACAACUGAUUACUGGUGUGCUGGAUAAGGAUGUGCCAGCUGAAGUGUUAACUGCUGUACCUCAGCUUUAUAAAAGCGGCCAGAAUAUGGAGGAGUACCAACCACAUAUGUUUUGGAUGAACAUGAUCGAUGCAAUGUAUCAAAGCCUGGUUUGCUUCUUCAUCCCCUAUUUUACCUACUAUGAUUCAGAGGUCGAUGUCUUCACCUGGGGAACUCCCAUCACCACAAUAGCUCUCUUCACCAUCAUACUACAUUUGGCUAUUGAAACUAAAACUUGGACUUUUCUCCAUUGGGCAUCUUGCAUCUUCAGUAUUCUUUUAUUUUUCUUUGUGGCUCUGGUUUACAAUGCUUCCUGCCCAGUAUGCCAUCCUCCAUCCAAUCCCUACUGGACUAUGGAAAGGCUGAUAGGAGACCCUAUGUUCUAUUUCACUUGCAUUAUAUCACCAGUCAUGGCAUUACUGCCCAGAUUUCUGUACAGAACCCUUCAGGGAACACUAUUUCCAACCCAGCUUCAGCUCGGACGCCAGCUAAGUAAACUGUCCCCAGAGAUACGUACCCAGCUUCUGACCAAGUUGAAUGUGAACGAAUCAAGACUUCAAACACAACCCUUUGCAAGCAGCUUUUCACCAAGCUUUGGCUCCAAUACCAGUGAUUGUUAUAAGGCUUAUAACCAAAGCACACCUUUGCCAACAUCUGCAGAAACAAGUGAGUCACUUUUCCAAAAGCACACAAAGGCAGAACAUAAAACACAUCAGACUAUGACUGCCUCUCCCCGGGGUUCUGUGUUAUAUGGAGAAAACAAACUCCCUUCAUCAGCAAGUAGUCUGGAAAGGUCUAUGGGAUUUCAUAAAGUUAGGCACAGCUCUUCAGAGGUGGAAUCCUUGUCUGUGGGAGCAACAUUCCCAUGGAGCUCAGCAGUUGACCAAACAGACUUCAGCUUGUUGAAGUGGAUCACAUCAACUCCGCUGUUCAGUCGCAUUGGGACUGUUUUACAGGUGUCAUCAAGCAGUUUACAAAAUGAAACACAGGACAGUAUGUGUGUGCUUGGCUCUUCUUUGCAUGUGGACUUCAAAGGCUUAAAAGAACAGAGCUCAAAUAACUUGCAGGACAAAAUGAAAGGGACCCCAGCUGAUCAUUGUAAAAGUGACAAUUCCGAGACCACCUUUUUAUGA
Molecule: messenger RNA, 4548 nt
Organism: Indicator indicator
Lineage: Eukaryota; Metazoa; Chordata; Aves; Piciformes; Indicatoridae
Gene: ATP10A
Product: ATPase phospholipid transporting 10A (putative)
Exons: 21
Coding region: 1-4548 (1515 amino acids)
Biological process (GO): phospholipid translocation
Cellular component (GO): plasma membrane
Molecular function (GO): ATPase-coupled intramembrane lipid carrier activity; ATP binding; magnesium ion binding
Source: RefSeq, a predicted model, not a curated record